Hyla sarda is the source of this 4575-nucleotide messenger RNA. RefSeq names its product zinc finger protein 84-like. The transcript has 14 exons. Gene Ontology annotation, biological process: regulation of transcription by RNA polymerase II. The record is from RefSeq and is a predicted model, not a curated record. NCBI's taxonomy places the organism in Eukaryota, Metazoa, Chordata, Amphibia, Anura, Hylidae. Gene Ontology annotation, molecular function: DNA-binding transcription factor activity, RNA polymerase II-specific; RNA polymerase II cis-regulatory region sequence-specific DNA binding.
ACAUCAGACGUGUUUAAAGCGUAUGCGCACAUUUCUUCAGGGAUAUGACAUCAUCUCAUCACACGCAGCCUGCAGGAGGGGAUCUGUACCGCACCAGGAGCCCAGACCGAAAGGAUGAAGAGGCCUCAGUGUAGGAGCCGAUGAAAAGUUUCUCCAACCCAGGAUCCUCUGCUGAUAUCUUCUAUAUAAGAGAAUUCUCCUGGAUGACCCAUCAACCAUGGAGAGAGACAGGAACAAGAUGGCCGACAGGAUCAUAAACCUCACCCUACAGAUACUCUUCCGGCUUACUGGAGAGGAUUACACAGUAAUGAAGAAGUCCUCUAGUGGGCGCUGUCGGGCCCCUGUGUGUGAAGGAUGGGGAAGAACCCUGAGCCCAAUCCCGGGGCCCCCACCUCACUCCCUGAUACAUGAGGAAAUGGAUGAACAGAAGAUCCUAGAACUGAUCAACAAGAUGAUGGAGCUGCUGACUGGAGAGGUUCCUAUAAGGUGUCAGGACGUGGCGGUCUAUUUCUCCAUGGAGGAGUGGGAGUAUGUAGAAGGACACAAGGAUCAGUACAAGGAUCAGGUGAUGAUGGAGGAUCAGCAGCCCCUCACAUCAGCAGUCAGAUCCAGUAAGAGAACAGCAGCAGAGAGGUGUCCCCGUCCUCUUCUUCCGCAGGAUGAUCAGGGAGAAGAUCUGAGAAAUAUUAAUGCUCCAGAGACGGAGGUGAACGGUGAUGAGCAGUAUAAGGAGGACAUUCAUACAGAGAAAUAUCUGAUCUACAUUAAUUCUACAGACAUAAAGGAAGAAGAGACAGAUGUGAGCGGUGUUAAGCAGUAUAAGGAGGACAUUCAUACAGGGAAAGAUCUGAUCUAUAUUAAUUCUACAGACAUAAAGGAAGAAGAGACAGAUGUGAGCGGUGAGGAUCAGUAUAAGGAGGACAUUCCUACAGGUAACCGCCCAGAUGACUGUACCAGGAGAUCAGAGGAGAAUCUUAUAUCUUCAGAUUAUAAAGCAGAAGAUGAUAUCACACAAGAUACAUAUGAAGAACAUUCCAUUAUCCCAGAUACACCCUCAGCCCUUCACAGCCAAGAUCUCUCAUCUCAUCCGGUUAUACAAGUCCUGUCUUCUGAUCCAUUACCAUUUGCUAAGCAAAACAAAAAGAAGCCCUUUUUAUGCCUAGAAUGUGGGAAAUGUUUUAUCCGGAAAUCAUAUGUCCUCGAACAUCUAGCAACUCACACAGGAUGGAAGCCGUUUUCAUGCAAAGAAUGUGGAAAAACUUUCACUCGGCAAUCAAACCUUGUUGAACAUCAGAGAAUUCACACAGGGGAGAAGCCAUUUCUUUGUUCAGAAUGUGGAAGAUGUUUUACUCUGAAAUCACUUCUCGUUAAACACCAAAAAAAUCACACAGGACUGAAGCCAUUUUUAUGUUCAGAAUGCGGAAAAAGUUUCACCCAGAAAUCAGAUCUUGCUAAACAUCAGAGAAUUCACACAGGGGAAAAGCCGUUUUUGUGUGAAGAAUGCGGGAGACGUUUUACUCAGAAAGUAAACUUAGCGAAUCAUCGAAAAAUCCACACAGGGGAGAAGCCAUUCUCAUGUGAAGAAUGUGGGAAAUGUUUUGCACGGAAGACAAAACUGACCGAGCAUCAAAUAAAUCACACAGGGGAGAAGCCAUUUUCGUGCACAGAAUGCAGGAAAGGUUUCAUCCAGAAAUCGGAUCUUAUUAAACAUCAGAGAAUUCACACGGGAGAGAAGCCAUUUUUAUGUAAAGAAUGUGGGAAAUGCUUUACCAGGAAAGAAAUACUUAAUAGGCAUCUAAAAAUUCACAUGGGGGGAGGAGAACCCAAUUUAGAGCUGGCGGGGGUGGAGAGAAGACAGCAACAGCCUUUCCGGCCGGGGGGAGAAGAUCUGUCAGAGUCUGCAGUAACGCAGGCUCUGCUCCCCCUGGCAACGGGUGCCAGACAGAGAUCUGGCGGUGGAAGGAAGGCAAGGAGGAAAAGCUUGGAGUUGUGGGCUGAAAGAGGACACAAGGAAUCAAGUGAGACAUACUGCUCCCGCAUGACCGCGCGGUUUGCGGAGUAUGAGCAGUGUGGUAAAGAGCUCAGGCUGGCCAGAGAGGACCUGCGUGGGGCACAGAAUCUCGCAAACACGUGUUCCAAAAAGAACCGGCCUGACCUGAAGAGAAGAGUCAUGGCACUGAAAAGUGAAAUUGUGAAGUUGGAGGAAAGGAGGGCAGAGAUCCUGGAUGGGAGCGGUCUCUUCAGAGAGAAAUUGGAGAAUGAAGGCCGCUCAGGCCCAACUUAUGCCCAAGCUUUGCAUGUCUGGGUGAACGAGAUGGUCCAGCUUUUGCAAAAGGUUCCUAUAAGGUGUCAGGACGUGGCGGUCUAUUUCUCCAUGGAGGAGUGGGAGUAUGUAGAAGGACACAAGGAUCAGUACAAGGAUCAGGUGAUGAUGGAGGAUCAGCAGCCCCUCACAUCAGCAGUCAGAUCCAGUAAGAGAACAGCACCAGAGAGGUGUCCCCGUCCUCUUCUUCCACAGGAUCAGGGAGAAGAUCUGAACUGUUUUAAUGCUACAGACAUAAAGGAAGAAAAAGAGACACAUGUGAGCGGUGAUGAGCAGUAUAAGGAAGACAUUCCUACAGGGAACGAUCUGAUCAAUAUUAAUGCUAUAGACAUAAAGGAAGAAGAAGAGACAGAUGUGAGCGGUGAUGAGCAGUACAAGGAGGACAUUCCUAUAGGGAUAGAUUUGAUCUAUAUUAAUGCUAUUGACAUAAAGGAAGAGGAAGAGACAGAUGUGAGCGGUGAUGAGCAGUAUAAGGAGGAUAUUCCUACAGGUAACUUCCCAGAUGACUGUACCGGGAGAUCAGAGGAGAAUCUUAUAUCUUCAUAUUAUAAAGCAGAUGAUGAUAUCACACAAGAUACAUAUGAAGAACAUUCCAUUAUCCCAGAUACACCCUCAGCCCUUCACAGCCAAGAUCUGUCAUCUCAUCCUGUUAUACAAGUCCUGUCCACUGAUCCAUCACAGGCUGGUAAACAAAAUAAAUGUAACAGAGGAAGUAUUGAGCAUCAAAAAGUUCUCAUAGGGGAGAAUCCAUUUACAUGUUCAGAAUGUGGGAAAUGUAUUACUCUGGAAUCACAUAAUGUUACACAUCAGAAAAUUCACACAGGAGAGAAGCUAUUGCAAUGCCUAGAAUGUGGGAAAUGUUUUUCACGUAAAGCACAUCUUCUCCGACAUCAAAAAACUCACACAGGCGAGAAACCAUAUUCAUGCUCAGAAUGUGGGAAAUGUUUUACUCAGAAAUCGUCACUUGUUAUGCAUCAAAGAAUUCACACCAGGAAGAAGCCAUUUUCAUGUUCAGAAUGUAAACAUUGUUUUACCAAGAAGUCAAGUCUUGUUGAACAUCAAAAGAUUCACACAGGGGAGAAGCCAUUUUCAUGUUCAGAAUGUGGAAAAUGUUUCUCUCGGAAAACACAUGUUGUUGAACAUCUAAGAACUCACACAGGAGAGAAGCCCUUUCCAUGUUCAGAAUGUGGGAAAUGUUUUACUCAGAAAUCAAAUUAUGUUGAACAUCAAAAAACUCACAAUGGUGAGAAGCCAUUUUCAUGUUCUGAAUGUGGAAAAUGUUUUACUCAGAAGUCAUAUCUUGUUAAGCAUCAAAGAAAUCACACAGGGGAUAAGCCAUUUUCAUGUUCAGAAUGUGGAAAAUGUUUUACCAAAAAGUCGAGACUUAUGGAACAUCAAAAUACUCACACAGGGGAGAAGCCAUUUUCAUGUUCAGAAUGUGGGAAAUGUUUUACUAGGAAAUCAUAUCUUGUUCAACAUCAAAUAACUCACACAGGGGAGAAGCCAUUUUCAUGUUCAGAAUGUGGGAAAUGUUUUACCCGAAAAUCACUAGUUGUGGAACAUUUAAGAACUCACACAGGAGAGAAGCCAUUUUCAUGUUCAGAAUGCGGUAAAUGUUUUACUCAGAAAUCAAAUUUCGUUGAACAUCUAAGAAGUCACACAGGGGAGAAGCCAUUUUCAUGUUCAGAAUGUGGAAAAUGUUUUACUCAGAAAUCAAAUUUUAUUAAACAUCUAAGAACUCACACAGGAGAGAAGCCCUUUUCAUGUACGGAAUGUGGGAAAUGUUUUACUCGGAAAUCAGUUCUUUUUGAACAUCUAAGAACUCACACAGGAGAGAAGCCAUUUUCAUGCUCAGAAUGUGGGAAAUGUUUUACUCACAAGUCAAAUUUUGUUGAACAUCAAAAAACUCACACAGGGUAGAAGCCAUUUUCAUGUUCAGAAUGUGGGAAAUGUUUUAAUGACAAAUUAACACUUAUUCAACAUCUCAGAACCCAUACUGGAGAGAAGCCAUUUUAUGCACAGAAUGUGGAUAAUGUUAUACCCAGAAAUUAAAACUUAUUGGACAUCAAAAAGUUAACAUGGGAGGAGCCAAUAUGGAGCACUAAAUAAUGUUUGAAAAAUAUCUGCAAAUACCAUAAAUCUCUGUUAUCCAAAAAGCAAAUCGGUUCCAGAUAACAUGCCUACGCGUUAACAUUGUACAUAGAAUAUUUGGUGUGUGUAUAGUUUGGAAAAUAAAUCCUACUGCAGUUGAA